CUCAGGUUUAAAAGUAUAAAAAGACCCGGGGUAUCAUUGUGCUCUUACAUGAAACAAUGAUUAUCAUACUUCUCACAAUCAUUUUAUAUACCCCGCUGGGAAUUGCCCUGCACGUUUCUCAGCCUUAUCGGGUGGAAGGAAAAGCGGAAUAUGUCCCUCUACACUGCCUCUUCCGUUCAAAAUUAAGGCCAGAGGAAAUGCAGGUGUCUCUGUAUAGGGGUCUGCAUGGCCAAGAGAGGAUAUGUAGUGCAUAUGUCAACAUGUCUGAGCCCUACUUUACAACAGAUGGAACAGUUCAUUGCAGGGGGAAUAUAAGCUCUGGAAGAGUAGAUAUGGUCAUCUACGGACUCAAGGGGGAAGACACAGACAUCUAUCGCUGUGAGGUCGAGAUUCUGUAUCCACCUCCAUAUCUCAGUAAGGUUGGGAACGGCACUGUUGUUUACAUACAAGACACCCGAAACUGCUCCACGGCAUUCACGCAGGGUCAGAGUCACAGACAGAUUUCUGAGUGGUCGUCUGUGAGCAAUGACGCGGGUCCUCUUCCUCUGCUAUAUGCCAUUCUUAUCAUCACUUCCUGUAUCUUUAUUCUGCAGAUAAUGAAGAUGAUCUGGAAACGGAGGGACACUGGGUCCAUGGCACUUAUGGCUUCACAAAAAGACAGCUAUAGUAAAUUUUAGGGGAGUAUUCCCACCUGUACAGUCCACAUGUAUUCUAACAUGUAUUUUCACCUGCAUGUACUCACAUGUAAUGUCCACCUGCAUGUAUUCACAUGUACUUACAUGAAAUCUUACUUGCAUGUAUUAACAUGUUUUUAAUGAUAAUAUUGCAUAAUUUUCAUUUAUUUUUUAUGAAACAGUUUCUUAUUUAAGAGAAAUUCUAAUAUUAUUAUUCCAUUAAAAAUACAUUAUAUUUUAUAUUACACUGUAACCAACUUAUGAAUUUAAUGGUCUUUUUAUACUUUAGAUUUGUUUCAUACAAGUUUCAUUUUAAUAAUACUUUGUGGUUAUAUCACAGUAUAAUUCAUUAGUUGUCAGACAUUGUAAUAUGGUAUUUUUUUGGAGAUGCCACACAUCCAUUUUCUCAUGCAUGGCAAUACCCACAUUUUUUAUGUGGUGUGUAAUAACUUUUUUGAAAUGAUUAUCUGUAGGGUUUGGUUGAAAUGUGUUUUAUUCUGCACUAAACAUGUCAAUUUGUUUUAAGGUUUAGGUUUUUUCCUUUUUACUUACCUAGUGAAUGUGUAUUUUCUUUUGGUUGUUUUGAAAAUCCAAUAAAUACAUCAUAUAUAAAAAGUAUUUUGGUGCUGCAAACAGU
Molecule: messenger RNA, 1311 nt
Organism: Triplophysa rosa
Lineage: Eukaryota; Metazoa; Chordata; Actinopteri; Cypriniformes; Nemacheilidae
Product: cytotoxic T-lymphocyte protein 4-like
Exons: 4
Coding region: 57-677 (206 amino acids)
Biological process (GO): regulation of T cell proliferation; T cell receptor signaling pathway
Cellular component (GO): external side of plasma membrane
Source: RefSeq, a predicted model, not a curated record